Messenger RNA from Kickxella alabastrina, 1252 nucleotides. RefSeq lists its product as uncharacterized. Lineage: Eukaryota; Fungi; Kickxellomycota; Kickxellomycetes; Kickxellales; Kickxellaceae. The annotation marks the transcript as partial. The record is from RefSeq and is a predicted model, not a curated record. The transcript has a single exon.
CGGCGAUGCUGCGGACGCUACCACAGGCGGCGGAGGCCAAGGGGCAGCCGCAGCCGCAGCCGCAGCCGCAGCCACAGCCACAGCACGUCAGCCUGAGCGACCUAUGGCAGGCAUUGCGCGAUUCGUCGAUGUGCCCGGCGCGCUGGUGGAUGCGCAGACCGGCCGGCACGUGCGCGUCUUCGGCGAUGACGUGUAUGACCGCCACGCACUGCAUGCGGGGCGUGGCGCGGCGCCCCUGGCAAUGGCGGCGGCGGCGGCCGGCCACCGGCAGCCAAUGGGCCGGCGCGUGGAGUACGGGCGCAUGGGGUCUGCGCGGCCGCUGGCGUCGCAGCGCGCCGGCGGGCGGCAGGCCAGCCCACAAUGGAUGCAGGCACUACGCAGGGGCCCGGGCUGCUCAGGGCUGACCCUGGCCGGGUCGAUCCAGGGCUGGGCUGCACUCUGCGUGCUCGUGCAGCAGCUGAAGCAGCAGCUGGGCGGCCGCGCGCGCAGCUGCGACUGGUGGCUGCACCGCGUGCACCUGCUGUGCCGCGACCUGGCAGACUACUUUGCGGCGCAGGGCGAGUUCAGCGACUCGGGUGUGCCGCCGGCAUGGGCGCGCUGGGUCUCCAUGGCGCUGUUCGACGGCCAUUCUGGCGCGCCGCCUGGCGACCGCCUGGACGGAUGGCUGGGCACGCUGUUCUGCGUGGACGCUGCGGGCGAGCCGAUCCAUGCGGAGGACCGCUGGUGGGUACGCUGGGAGGAUGUGCCGUCGGGCAUUGAUCUGGUGCGCGUGGCUGUUGGCGCCCGCCAGUGGGUUAACCUCUACUCGGGCUUUGUUGGCGUGCAGGCGCUGCGCCGGGAUGCGGUGCGCAGCAGGGGCGGCACACGCACACUGCUGGGCGAGGAUCUGGAGGCUGCCUUUGGCAUCCACCAGCAGCCGGCUGAUCUGGAGACCCAACUGAGCCGGGCCUAUGAGCAGGCCACGGCGGGCGGUGAGCGCGCCGUUGCGCCGCUUGUUGGGUGGGCGCUGGACAGCUAGCUCCUUUGGGCUUAUUCAGGGCAGGGCAGGGCAGCUCUGUUCAGCUCAGCUCAGCUCAGCUCUGUUUUUUUGGGCCGCGAGCCCACUGUGUAUUUUGUCUUUUUUUCUGUAUAUUUCUUGUUUUGUUUUAUCAAUAUUGUACUUUUAUUCCCAUUUUGUGACCUUGUGUUAUUGAGUUGAUCACGGCAAGCGAAAAAUGGAAAAUCAGCCCUGCCAUGAGACACAUGAAAAAAA